Messenger RNA from Aspergillus niger, 3399 nucleotides. RefSeq lists its product as uncharacterized. The record is from RefSeq and is a predicted model, not a curated record. Gene Ontology annotation, molecular function: protein binding. Bases 1 to 3399 code for a protein of 1132 amino acids. NCBI's taxonomy places the organism in Eukaryota, Fungi, Ascomycota, Eurotiomycetes, Eurotiales, Aspergillaceae. The transcript has 9 exons.
AUGGUUGAUCCGAUCGGCCUUGUAGGCACUCUCAUGGGCAUCGUCCAGGUAUGUGGUAAGUUGAUGUCUAUAUGCUAUGAUUACCGCAUGGGCGUCCGGGAUGCGCCCAGAGAUAUCUCUCGGAUUCUGGACGAGGUCGUCAGUGUUGGGAGCAUCGCACAGCAACUGGUGAAGGUCAUUGAGUCCGACAGUGCCCCGUCUCUAUCGUCUUUACAGGCGAUGGGUGGGGAUGAUGGCACUCUCCGCAGGUGCUUGGUCGAAUUGCAGGACCUGACAGCAAGUUUGAAAUUGGGGAAAGUCUCCAGUUCGAGGCGUACUCUGGCGUGGCCGUUGCCACGCGCAGACGCGGGAAAAAGAUUACAAGUCCUUGCGGCUAUCAAGAGCACGCUGCAAUUAGCAUUGGCCGCUGAUAAUACUUCGUCCAGCCAAAACAUUAUGGAAGUAUCAAACCUCACCCGGUUGUUGCCGAGUGUUGACAAAAAGAUUACUAGACUCUCAGAGAGUGUGGCUCAAUCUGACGAGAAUCUACUCGCUGAGCUUCUCAACCAGCUGGGUGGAGGCAGCCAAUCAGCCAAGCAAAAGCAAGAGUACCGAAAAUGUGCUCCAGCUACUGGUGACUGGCUAUUGAACACAGCGCAAUACAUGAAAUGGAAGACCAAUCCCAACAAAAUCUUGUGGAUCCAGGGAGCUGCUGGCUGUGGUAAAACCGUCCUAUGUGCGAGGAUUAUCAAGGAUCUUCAGGACUACGGUGGUGGAGAGCAAAGUAGCAGCCUCUGUUAUUUUUUCAUGGAUGCAUCGGAAGAAAGAGGAGUCGACAUCAACCGCGUGUAUGGAUCCUUUAUCAGGCAGCUGAUUCAUCAAGGGGCAACCAUUCCUCGCUAUCUCCCGAGAAGGAGGAGGAUGUAUGGCAGUCUAUGCGGCGAACAGCAGUCAGUUUCAUUGAAAGAGCUAGUGGAUGUCCUCUUAUUGCAAUUUGAGCAUAAUUACAUUGUUCUCGAUGGUCUCGACGAAUGCGAAGAAUACCUCCAGGACGGAUUUUCUGGGAUUACGGAACUCAUCAAGAAGAUGAUGAAGCAGACAAAAGGCCAACGGCAUUUGAUUGUGCUUGGCCGAAACUUGGAGCAGCUUCGAAAUGCUUUCAAAAGUCUUAAAACCUCCACCGUUACGAUUGACAGCUCAACAGUGAAUCUUGAUAUGCAGACAGCACUGCGACACCAAUUUUCGCAUCAGGCCAAAUUUGCCCGGUGGCCAAUGUCGCUGAAGAAAAAGAUUGAGCAGUCUCUCUUGGUCCAAGCCAAUGGAUCAUUCCGUUUGAUGGACUGCCAGCUGCAGACACUGCGACGGUGUGCGACACCACAGGCGGUACAAAAAGCUCUCAAGGAUCUACCAAAGUCACUGGAGGAACACUACUUCAUGGCGAUUAGCAAGAUAGAUGAGAGCAACCGCAUGUCUGUGAAGAACCUCCUACGCUGGGUAGCCUUUGCUCUUCGGCCGCUAUCUCUCGAUGAGGUCACAAGUGCCAUAGCUAUUAAUGUCGAUCGUGAACAUACUCCUUGCAUUGACGAGGAUUUAGAACUUCUCGACCCAGAAAGCUUUAUUGAUUCCUGCUCCAGUCUUGUCUCGACUUACUGCGAUGGGGACGAAACGAAAGGCACCCAGGAUGUGUAUAUCAAACUAGCCCAUUUCACCGUUCGGGAGUUCCUCACUUCUGACGCAAUCUUGGGAGGCACAUGCUCCGACUUCUUUAUGGAUAUCAGAUUGUCUCAUGCGUUCCUGGCUAGCUGUAGCCUUGCGUACUUUCACCAUGCGGUUCAGUCUGCUGCCGGCGACCUCUGGAUUUAUCAUCCGCUGGCACGCUAUGCAGGGCACUUUUGGUAUGAGCAUAAGGAACUUUCUCAAGGCGCUUGGCAAUCCUUUGAACUAGAGUCUAUCUUACUCGAUCUGUUUGACGAAGAUGGGCCUUAUUUUAGGCUAUGGACCAAAGUGGCAAAUGUUGACCGACCAUGGCUGCCGGAUGAAUUGAGCGAUACCAAUGACAGUACAGCACUAUAUUACUCUUCCUACUGUGGUUUGACACGGGUGGUGAAAGCAGUUCUCGACAAAGGUGCAUCGCCAAAUGUCUCCGGCGGCUUGUACUACCGUCCAUUACAAGCAGCCGCAUGCAUGGGCCACCUGGAAAUAGUGCAAUUACUGAUAGAGGCAACUGCCGAAGUCAAUGCAAAAGGCGGUGCUCUGAGUACGGCGCUUGGUGCAGCAGCUGCCCAAGGUCAUUUAGAUGUUGCUGUCACGUUGCUAGAAGCUGGUGCCAAUGUCAACUACCCGAAUCCAAGGGUUUUCAGGGCCAAAGACGAAGCAUUAAGAUACGCAGCUCGGGCAGGUGACGAGAAGCUCGUGCGACAAUACCUAGACGAGGGCCUCAGCGUCGACAGCCACGCGCAAGUCUCGGAUCACCCAAUAGCGCUUCAAUCGGCGAUAAUAGGCGGUCAUACUGCGAUUGUGCAUGAGCUGCUAUCUCGCGGAGCAGAUCCUAACUUGGAGUCUAGCUUUUCGACUCCUUUGAGAGCUGUGGUAGAAGCAGGGAAUUUCAUACUCGCCCAAGUCUUGAUCAAUGCAGGCGCAAGAGUGGAUGCCCAUCGGUCUCUACGAAGCGCCCUAUCUCAAAGAAGGAAAGAUCUCGCCAACGAUCGAGAGAUAGCCGAACUCUUGAUGCGACAUGGCGCAAUGGUCACACCGAGUUCGCCCGACACAGUCGGCACACCUCUCUUGUACGCGGUACGAGAUCAAAAUUCCGACCUUAUCAAUGCACUACUGGACAGAGGUGCCGAUCCAAAUCAGAGAGGCACAAUCGUAGAGGAGGGAAAACCAUCGUUUCCCCUCCUCAUUGCAGCAGAAAAUGGUAACCCCGAAAUUAUUGACUCGCUCUUAAGAGCGGGUUCAAUAUUAGAUGAUCAGGACUCUGAAGGCUUCAGUGCUUUGCAUGUUGCGGCGGCCUGUCGCACAUCGGACGGGCUCAAGUCACUUCUCCAUAAACACGGUGCGAACAUGAAUAUGAGGCUCUUGAACGGCAGUUUACCAAUCCACUCCGCUGCAUCAAGGGGUACUCCGGAAAACCUUGGGAUAUUACUCGAUGCUGGCGCGGACAUCAACGCUAUUAACGACUAUGGUCGCACGCCCUUGCAUUGCGCAGCAGACAAUGGCAACUGGGAGAUGAUCGAAGCUCUCCUGGAACGAGGAGCUCUGGCGAAUGUGAAGUCUCAAGAUGACGGAGCCAACACCCCGGUGGACAUGGCUUAUUUGGCAAAGCGCGAAUCAGUCUGGGCUUCUAUGACUUUCUCGGCUGACUGGGACGACGAGAGGAUAGAGAGGUUGUUGCAGAGACUGAAAGAAGCGUCAUAUUGA